CAUAAUGUGCUUGAAUAUAAUUUUCUGAGAACUGGCAAUGUGUUUAACAAUGGAAACUAUAGCGUUCCCAGUACCUAAUAUUUGAUGCCGAAAAGUUGAAGAAAGAAUGUGUGUUAUAAAUCGAUUAUCUAAAAAUGAUCUUUUGAAGAAUUAACGUACAAAAUUUUUGUUACCAAAUGUCAAAAGACAGAAUGUUAAUCUACCUAAUAUUUCGAAUGUCUGUCGCCUACUGAUUGCAUCAUGCUAUGAUGCACAUUCUUUCCUUUACCAUAGCUCUGAUUGGCUAGUGAGCAGAUGUGCAGUACAGAAAUCGCUUCCCAUUGGGCGGCUAUAGCAUAGCAUAAACUCGACGACCGUGCAUCGUGUAAUGAUUGUGAUUGGUUCGUAGCAAAGUAGUGGGGAGGGUCGACGUUUUCUAUAUAACGGCCGACGAAGGCUUCAAACGGCACAUUUGGCAAAUUCUGCCAUAGUCUUCCAGUACUGUAUUGUAAACAAGCGUUUUCAUUAUGACUGGCCGUGGAAAGGGAGGAAAAGGAUUGGGAAAAGGAGGAGCAAAGAGACACAGGAAGGUACUUCGUGAUAAUAUCCAAGGUAUUACGAAGCCUGCUAUCCGUCGUUUGGCACGACGUGGAGGAGUUAAAAGAAUUUCCGGCUUGAUUUAUGAAGAAACUCGAGGAGUUCUAAAGGUUUUCCUUGAAAACGUAAUUCGUGACGCUGUUACUUACACUGAACACGCCAAGAGGAAGACAGUAACUGCUAUGGACGUGGUUUAUGCUUUGAAGCGUCAAGGAAGAACUCUUUAUGGAUUUGGCGGUUAAAUUCUGCUGCUGAAACAUUAAACCAAACGGCUCUUUUCAGAGCCACAAA
This is a messenger RNA of Megachile rotundata (alfalfa leafcutting bee), 867 nucleotides long. RefSeq names its product histone H4. Gene Ontology annotation, molecular function: structural constituent of chromatin; protein heterodimerization activity; DNA binding. Gene Ontology annotation, cellular component: nucleosome. The record is from RefSeq and is a predicted model, not a curated record. NCBI's taxonomy places the organism in Eukaryota, Metazoa, Arthropoda, Insecta, Hymenoptera, Megachilidae.